This is a messenger RNA of Nerophis ophidion (straightnose pipefish), 2181 nucleotides long. Its product is annotated as afadin- and alpha-actinin-binding protein-like. The transcript is spliced from 15 exons. Bases 399 to 2111 code for a protein of 570 amino acids. The record is from RefSeq and is a predicted model, not a curated record. Lineage: Eukaryota; Metazoa; Chordata; Actinopteri; Syngnathiformes; Syngnathidae.
GCUUGCUUUGUGUGUGUGGCCGCGUCUCGCGAUGUUUGGAUAAUGGCGCUGACGACCUGACACCAAGCCGCUAGAGUCGAGGGCAAAAAUGACAUUUUGUCAGUAUUAAAUUCCCGUUUUUCACGUUUAAAAUGUUUUAUUCAAAGUAAAUAUCGCAUUAGGCUCAUAAUAGUUGUACUUAAGGGGCGGUUGUUCGAAUGUGAAACUGCCAACCCCUCCCUCAAAAUGUCCUAUUUUUUCUUGCCGUGGUAAAAGUUUUCAGUCGACAUCAUUUGUGAUGACUCCGAUAAGCCUUCUCCUCAUCCUAUUGUGCAUUGACAGUCGACACAUCUCACCUGACCUGCGAGGACGUGUUGACUUGUGUGCACCUUCCACACACUGGAGGCUGCACUGCAACAAUGCCGGAGUCCUCCUCGGACUUUGCUUCCUGGGAAGUUAAGGACGUUCAGAGCAUCUCAGUGGAAUGUGGAAGGCCCCGCAUGACGGGCCCCUUGGAGCCAUCAUUGCUGCAGAAGAAGUCGUCCUGCAGCCUCUCCGACUUCUGCACCGAGAACAACGUGCAAGAAUGUGUGUCGCACAUCAAUCAGGAGGUGUCAUCGCUCGGCCUUCCCCCGGUCUGGGCGACGUCAGGGCAGGACUCGGACAUGAACGUUGUGUCGGUGCUCAACUGCAUGUAUGAGCUGGUGCAGCUGCACCGCCGGGGCCUCCAAACCCUGGAGAACAUGGAGGUGGAGCAGCUGAAGUCCAGCAACAAUGUGGACUCUUUGCAGCUCACCUGCACGCGACUUAAGGAGCAGCUGGAAGUUUCCAAAAGAGAGAACAUAGGACUUCAUGAGCGGGAACGCCAACUGCAGCUGAAAAUGAAGAGCUUGCAGAACUGCCUGAAAAAUGAAAAAGAAGAGAUCCACAAACUGCAGAACAUGGUCUCCAGCCGGGCCAGCCAGUAUAAUCACGAGAUGAAGAGGAAAGAGCGCGAGUUCAACAAACUGAAAGAGAGACUGAACCAGCUUCUGGCCGACAAGAAGGAGAAGAAAAUAGCCAUUGAUGUAUCCAACAAACUGGGAAGAGUUGACGGCAAGAGAAGCCUCUGGAAGACCGAAAAGACGGAAGCAAAGCAUGAGGGGGACAUGUACAAGACUCUGCUGGGGGACUAUGAGAGUCGGCAGAGGGACCUGCUGCUGGAAAACGCCGAGUUGAGAAAAGUGUUGAAGCACAUGAAAAAAGACAUGGCGCUCAUCCUUGCUUCCAGGAAGUCAUCGGCGAAAGGAGACCGACAUGACGACGGUGCCAUAGAACAGGUGGACUCGGAAGAAGAAGAAUCGUUUGAAUCUAGCAAGGAUACGGUGGAGCUGUUUAGUGGUCACACUCGGGAGAAGCUGACCAGCAGUGUUCGACGCCAGUGGAGACGACUGAAGAGCCACGUCGACAGGCUGGACAGCCGAGGAUCAUGGGCAUCAUCCACGGGCGAGAACGAAAACAGUGCUGCCAUUUCCCGGGACUCGUCAAAGGAAAUGGACAAACUGAAGCAAGAAGUGCAGCAGUGCAAAGACUACAUUCAGACACAGCAGCACCUCCUUCAGCAGCAGCUGAGCUCUCAGUGCGAUGAGGAGACGUCGGUCAUGCUGGGCGACUGCUACAUGUCGCAAGGGAAAGAUCGUCUACGCGAGGAGUGGAAGAGGCUCCAGGAAGAGAGGAAGAUCUUUGAGAGGGAGAGGAGGAACUUCACGGAGGCAGCAAUCAGACUGAGCCAAGAGAGGAAGACCUUUGAGGAAGAUCGUGCUGUGUGGCUCAAACACCAGUUUUUAAACUUCAACCCCUUUGGUCACUCCAAGAAGGCCACCAGGUCAAAGUCACAGUGUUCCUUUCAGAUAUCCGAAACGUCACCUGUAGAGAGCGCCACCAGCUCCCCGAGCGCCGGACGUGCAGCCAGCCUGUCAUCCUCCACCUGCGACCUGCUUCACACGCUCAGCCGCUUCUGUGACAACAGCUCCACCAAACCAAAGAGAAGGACUGAAGACGCCGGAGACGCCAGCUCCUCAUCCGCUGAGCCCAAACGCUGGAUCAGCAGUGACGACCUCAUGUUCCCGCAGGAGGAAAGCGGCUCACUUUGAGCGAGCGACACUUUAGUAUCAUUCAUAUUGUCUUUGUUUUGUUCUAUAAACCUUUUGUAUUUAUUUGGAA